AUGCUCUCCAUUUUCAACAUCUGGGGCACGUUCAGCAACGUGCUCUUCUACCUCAGCCUCGUUGUCAGUCUGGCAGGGCUGGGGGGCAACGCCCUGCUGCUCUGGCACCUCGGUCUGCACAUCAAGAAGGGCCCCUUCAACAUCUACCUGCUGCACCUAGCAGCCGCCGAUUUCCUCUUCCUCUCCUGCCAGGUUGGCUUCUCUAUCGCCGAGAUGGUGCUGGGCCAUGCGACCACGCUGCGCUUCCCCAUCGUCUUCCUGUGGUUUGCCGUGGGGCUCUGGCUGCUGGCUGCCUUCACUGUGGACUGCUGCCUCACCUACAUGCUCCCCUCGUUUUGCAGCCCCAACUGCCGCCCUAGGUACACCUCAUUUGUGCUCUGCCUCCUGAUCUGGGCACUGACCAUGCCAGCCGUGCUGCUGCCGGCCAACGCCUGUGGCCUGCUGUACAAUGGGAUGAGCCUGCUGGGCUGCUUCAAGUACCACUGGAUCAGUAUUGUCUGGCUAGGGGUGCUAGUGAGCAUGGCCUGUGGGGCAGCCAUGGUUAUCCUAAUCUGUGGGAACUGCUGCUCUUUGCAGCCGCCCCCCAAGUUCUGCAAACUGGCCCAGUGCUCCGGCAUCCUGCUGUUCUUCUGUCGCGUGCCCAUGAUUGUAUACUGGAGCCUGCGGCCGGUCAUAAAAUUCCUGCUCCCCUUCUUCUUGCCGUUGGCCACUCUCCUGGCUUGCAUUGACAGCAGCGCAAAGCCCCUCUUGUACUACAUGAAGGGCAGGCAGCUCGGGAAAAGAGAGCCUCCGCGGGUAGUCUUAAACAGGGCUCUGGGGGAAGAGCCCCAGUCAAGUCUUGGGGCUCUAUCUCUGCCCAUGAGCCAAGUGUAG
This is a messenger RNA of Psammomys obesus (fat sand rat), 873 nucleotides long. RefSeq names its product MAS related GPR family member G (gene Mrgprg). The coding region runs from base 1 to 873 and encodes 290 amino acids. Gene Ontology annotation, molecular function: G protein-coupled receptor activity. The record is from RefSeq and is a predicted model, not a curated record. NCBI's taxonomy places the organism in Eukaryota, Metazoa, Chordata, Mammalia, Rodentia, Muridae. Gene Ontology annotation, cellular component: membrane. The transcript has a single exon. Gene Ontology annotation, biological process: G protein-coupled receptor signaling pathway.